Messenger RNA from Trichechus manatus latirostris (Florida manatee), 1308 nucleotides. Its product is annotated as protoheme IX farnesyltransferase, mitochondrial-like. Gene Ontology annotation, molecular function: protoheme IX farnesyltransferase activity. Gene Ontology annotation, cellular component: mitochondrial membrane; mitochondrion. The record is from RefSeq and is a predicted model, not a curated record. Gene Ontology annotation, biological process: heme A biosynthetic process. Lineage: Eukaryota; Metazoa; Chordata; Mammalia; Sirenia; Trichechidae.
AUGAAAGAAAGAGAUGAGCUCAGGGCUUCAGAGUCACAGUUCAAGCACAGCACAAAAGAUCUCAAAGAUUCCACUUGUGCCCUGAAAGAAAGGCUUAUUUCUUGUAGCAAUGGAGGUGAUAUCGCCAAAAAACCUACCCAGAGUCUUAUCUAUGUCACACAACUGCGUAGAAGCCUAAGCCAGCAAGUAAAACCUAAGCCAGAACCAACAGCAUCUUCUGUCCUUGAAAAAACAUCUUCAGGUCAAGCCAAAGCAGAAAUAAAUGAGAUGAGAUCUCUUUCACCGCCCAGCCUAUCUUCGUCCAGAAAGCCAAAUGAAAAGGAAUUGAUAGAACUAGACUGUGUCUCAGUAAUUGAAGGUUCGGCAGAAGUGGGAAAAGAGUCACAAGAUGAAAAACAAUGGAAAGAGAUGAAGCUGCAUCUGGAUGAUUUGCCAGGAAUUUUGGCUCAACUAUCCAAAAUCAAACUCACAGCUCUGGUGGUUAGUACCACGUCAGCUGGAUUUGCCUUGGCUCCAGGACCUUUCGACUUGCCCUGCUUACUGCUCACUCUCGUUGGAACGGGCCUUGCAUCCUGUGCCGCCAACCCCAUCAACCAGUUUUUUGAGGUGCCAUUUGAUUCAAACAUGAAUGGGACAAAGAACAGACCUCUAGUUCGUGGGCAGAUCAGUCCAUUGCUCGCAGUGUCCUUUGCCACUUGCUGUGCUGUUCCAGGAGUGGCCUUGCUGGCCUGGGGGGUGAAUCCACUCAUGGGCGCUCUGGUGGCCUUCAACAUUUUCCUGUAUACUUGCUGUUAUACACCACUGAAGAGGAUCAGCUUUGCCAACACGUGGUUCGGAGCCGUGGUUGGGGCCAUCCCGCCCAUUAGGGGCUGGACGGCAGCCACCGGCAGCCUUAAGGCUGGCACGUUCCUCUUGGGAGGAAUCCUCUACUCCUGGCAGUUCCCUCACUUCAACGCUCUGAGCUGGGGGCUCCGGGAAGACUACCCCCCGGGAGGCUACUGUAUGAUGUCCGUCAUGCACCUGGCCCUGUGCAGGUGUGUGGCCCUGCGCCACGGCCUGGCCCUCGUCGGACUGUCCACUGCGGCCCCCCUCCUGGACUUCACCACGUGGACCUUCCCCAUCAUCUCCCUCCGCAUCAGCCUGUACAUCUCCUACCUCGGCUUCCGGUUCUACACCCAGGCCAACCAGAAGAGCUCCCGGAGACUGUUCUUCUGCAGCCUGUGGCACCUGCCCUUGCUCCUGCUGCUCUUGCUCACCUGUAAGCAGCCGCAGGGCGUGAAGAGGGACCAGGGCGAGCCCCGGCAGUGA